Molecule: messenger RNA, 2312 nt
Organism: Athene cunicularia (burrowing owl)
Lineage: Eukaryota; Metazoa; Chordata; Aves; Strigiformes; Strigidae
Gene: MALSU1
Product: mitochondrial assembly of ribosomal large subunit 1
Exons: 4
Biological process (GO): negative regulation of translation; negative regulation of ribosome biogenesis
Cellular component (GO): mitochondrion
Molecular function (GO): ribosomal large subunit binding
Source: RefSeq, a predicted model, not a curated record
GCGCUGGGGGUGGUGGCGGCGGCGGAGCAGCUCCAGGCGGCAGGUACUGUCCUUCCAAAGUUCAACAUUGACUUUGUUGUAGCUCUGCUGAGGCAAGAAAAUGCUAAAGACAUCUGUGUCAUCCAGCUACCUCCAGAAAUAAAAUACUGUAAUUAUUUUAUAAUUGUGAGCGGAUCUUCAACACGACAUCUCCAUGCGAUGGCACAUUACAUGCUGAAAAUGUACAAGCAUCGCAAAGAAGAAAGUGAUCCUCAUACUCAGAUUGAAGGGAAAGAAACAGAUGACUGGCUGUGCAUUGAUUUUGGUAGCAUAGUGAUACAUUUCAUGCUGCCAGAGACACGGGACACUUACGAAUUGGAGAAGCUAUGGACUCUUGGUUCCUACGAUGACCAGUUAGCACAGAUGAUUCCACAAUCAUUGCCAGAAGAUUUUAUAUUUGGACUGACUCCUAACAGCAGUGAUCAGCUUGAGACAAAAACUUAAUGCAGCUGCUGGGUGGAAAGAGAAAUGACUGUGCCCUCAAAGAUGAGACAGACAUAUAGUUAUGAUUACUGAACUAAUAGUCAUUACAGUUGAUCAGUACAAAACUGUGUUUAUUGGAUGUGCCUAGGUGAAGUUCUGAACAAGCUACAAAAAUUAUCAGAAUCAUAGAAUCAUUAAGGUUGGAAAAGACCCUUAAGAUUAACUGUAAAAUGUCAAAGAAGGAAUCCUAGCAUAAAGGAACUUCCUGGGGGAGCCACUGUCUCAGUGGAGCCUGUAGUAAGAAGAGUGAAGCAAAGACAGCUACUUAAGCUACUUACAUUGAAACUUAUGCUCAGCCUCUACAGUAAUAGUUUUUCUUUGAAAGACAUGCCUGGAGAGGCAGCGUAAAAAAGACUUGAGUGCUGCAAGGAAAAACUAUGUGUAGUAGUACAGUUUUGAUGAGGCUUCUUGUAUUAAGCCAUUUGUUUCUGGUCACAAUGAAGCAAAUCAUGUUCUGAGUUGAAGGAGGAGAGAAAACAGACUGGUCUUACUGAGCACAUAAAAGCCAAGAGCAGCAGUGACAAAUAAAAGUGUCUUAACAGAACUGUAAGUCAGUUUUUCAGCCAAGUCUGUUCCUAAUAAUAAUAAAAAGAACUGAAGAGCUUCAAUUCCUUGUCUUCAUGUUAAAACAUUUAAGUGUGCAGUCAGGUCUUGUAGUUUUCCUGUCACCUGGUUUCUGGAAAAAGGACACUGAGGCAACAUGCUCUGGCAGUGUAAACCUUCAGCUCCUUUGAAGUGGGCAAGAGUCCUAAAGGGAAUCCUUAGGCACUGAGCAUUACUUGCUGCUAAUGGCCUGUUCAGCACUUUCAGAAGUCAUUGCACAGUGUGUUCUUAGUCCGACUGCUGCAGUCUAAUAACCAGUUAGUUAGAAGAGGUUCUGUUACCAUCUUGAAGCUAUGUAAAACAAGGUGCUUUUCUCCACUACAGGACAGGGCUUUCAUCACUAGAUUAGGAUCUGUUCCUUCUGGGGAAGCUUGCUCUGCCAUGCAUCAGGAAGCUGGAAGAGUAAGAUGCUGAGGGUAAUCACCUUUUUUCCUCCAUAGCCCCACAAACUGCUUUAAGCCCUGUCUGCAUCUCCUCCCUGUACAGCAGUUGCUUGUAAUGCUCAAAGAAAGCAUCUUUGGUUUUCUGUGCCUGUGGUUGUGGUGUUGAGGAGGAAUGGCAUGUGUAUUUUUAAAACAAACAAAACACACAAACCAAAAAACCUCCUUCAUUUCAGACUGGUCAUGUUUUCUUGCCGUGUCCAUCCUCUUUCAGGAAUAACUGCCCCUGAGCUCACCUGCUUACUGAUACAAGGGAACAGAUCAGCAAAUUAAGCAAGGAGCAUUUCUUAAAUGUAGUUGAAGUAUGCAGAUAAAACAUCUUUGCCUACAAAAUAAAGGUAUUGGUGUUAAGUCUGACUGCAAAGAAAAAUUUUGAAAAUGCUUCAUGAUACUUAUAAGCAAUCCACAUGGGGGAAAGAUAACCUUGGCCAUCUUACAGAGUGGUGUGUUCUAAAUCUUCCUAGGAAGAAUACAUAGGAGUAACUUUGGAUCAUUCCCUGAAACCAUUUGCCUUUUACUGCUGCUGCUGAAGAUAAGUAAUGCUAGAUGAAUAAAAGCAGGUUCAGCAAACAUUAUGUCAUAUGAACCCACAUCUAGUAAUCAGAAACCCAUACCGUAUCCUGUUUCAAAGAGCAGUAACAAAAGGAGCACCCAGAAAAGAGAAGCAAAGAGACAGGGAACAGCUUCCAUGUGAACAGACUAGGACUCUUAGAGCCAAAAAGUGGUAAUAGUCAGUAAGACAAGACC